AUGAUCGACUCAUUGGAUAUCGCUUUUCUUCUGGCUGACAAAUCAACAACGAAUCUUUUCCCAUCUGUUGUUACACAUCUCAUCUCAUCGAUUAUCAGUCCAUUAAUUGAAAACGAUUACGAUAUUCGGCUAGCUUUGAAUACAUACAAGUCAACAGAGAAUUCUUCAAUAGCAAUCACUCAUCCAUUUACGAAAUCAAUCCAUCUGUUCAAAGAUUACUUAUCCAUGGAUAAAAUAAAUGCUCGACAGGAAAAUAUUCAACUUAAAAAGAUGUCCAUCUGUAAAACAUUGAUGUUCUUUCGAAUGAAAAUUCUUUCUAUCAACAUUUUAGGUGACAUUCUUCGAUCUGCAUUUCGUUUUGAAUGGCGUCCAACAAGUUCCGAUUGUUUCCAUGAAAAUGUGGUUUUUCUGAUAACUGAUGAUGUACCUUGCCGAGAAUUUCUCAAUCCAUCCAAAGCUCAUGAUCCUGAUGCACCUUGUGCUUGUGAUCAACUCGAAAAAAUCUCCAAUGAUUUCCUCGAUGGAAAUUUUACAUUGAUCGUCAUUGGCGUUGGUGAAUUAGUUAGCAUUUGUGAUAGUUUAUACGCUGAUACAGCUCGAAAUACAGGUGGAGAGUACAUUCCAUUGACCAAUGCCGCUCGUGUGUUACAUACAGUUGUCGAGUCAGUUAUUUCGCAAGGAUAUACAGUCUCCCAAUCACUUCGCCAUAUAAAGGAAGAAGAAUAUGAGAAGAAUUCGUCGUUUUGCUGUUCCAGAUUAAGCAAACGAAAUCAAUGUGAAAUGAAGCAUUGUCAAGUCAUGGCACACAAAGGCGUUUGGUUAUUAAAUCGUUGUCGUCAACCAAGUUAUUGA
Adineta ricciae is the source of this 852-nucleotide messenger RNA. NCBI's taxonomy places the organism in Eukaryota, Metazoa, Rotifera, Eurotatoria, Adinetida, Adinetidae. The record is from the annotation of a GenBank genome assembly.